AUGUCCUGCCCGCUCCCAGCUGGGACUGCCACCAGCUCCCCAACCCCGCUCCCUGGCCCCAGUGCAAGCUCCCCCGACCCUGUAACCAACAACCCCCAGCCGCCCACGCUUACCAGAGAGGACAGGGAGCUGGUGACUGCUGCUUCUGCCGCUGACACAGCAGCACAACAGAACAGCUGGGAGACAAGCCCCCGCAAUGAAGCAGAAGCUGGGAACAGCCUGAGACAGUUGCCCUUAGAGGGUCCAGCCCCUAAGAAGGGCUCCAAAAAGGCGAUCAUGAAGGCGCAGAAGAAGGGCGACAAGAAGCGCAAGAAGAGCCGCAAGGAGAGCUAUUCCAUCUACAUGUACAAGGUGCUGAAGCAGCCACACCCGGACACAGGCAUUUCCUCCAAGGCCAUGAGCAUCAUGAACCCCUUCGUUGACGACAUCUUCAAGCGCAUCGCCCCUAAAGCCUCCCGCCUGGCCCACUACAACAAGUGCUCCACUAUCACCUCCCGCGAGAUCCAGACCACCGUGCACCUCCUGCUGCCCAGGGAACUGGCCAAGUGUGCCGUCACCGAAGGCACCAAGGCUGUCAUCAAGUCCUAG
Heteronotia binoei (common prickly gecko) is the source of this 588-nucleotide messenger RNA. RefSeq names its product histone H2B 1/2/3/4/6-like. Gene Ontology annotation, molecular function: DNA binding; structural constituent of chromatin; protein heterodimerization activity. The record is from RefSeq and is a predicted model, not a curated record. Bases 1 to 588 code for a protein of 195 amino acids. The transcript is spliced from 4 exons. Gene Ontology annotation, cellular component: nucleosome. Lineage: Eukaryota; Metazoa; Chordata; Lepidosauria; Squamata; Gekkonidae.